Molecule: messenger RNA, 1506 nt
Organism: Aureobasidium vineae
Lineage: Eukaryota; Fungi; Ascomycota; Dothideomycetes; Dothideales; Saccotheciaceae
Source: the annotation of a GenBank genome assembly
AUGGAGUCCAUGUCACGCCGCCCGUCGCAGCGCCAGAGCAAUGAACACAGCCCUCCAGAAGCAUCGUCUCAAGACGCCUCCUCCCUUCAAGAGUCCAGCGUACUAGUCGACCAUCCAUCUCCCGAAACACGGUCAACACCGCAAAUACCUGACGACAACGACCUGAAGAAAUGCUGGAUCUGCUUCUCAGAUGAGAGUGAGGAUGGUCCCGAGACGUCGGCCUGGAGAGACCCCUGCCCUUGUGCGCUGGUAGCACACGAAGCAUGCCUCCUCGACUGGAUUGCCGACAUGGAGUCUCCCACAACCCGCAAACGCACUCUCGGCCCACCUGCUAUCGUUUGCCCGCAGUGCAAGUCCAGCAUCCAGCUCGUACGACCUCGCGACCCAAUUGUCGAAGUUGUCAGAGCACUUGAAAGACUGGCUGCCAAAGCCGUAGCCCCAGCUGCCUUGACUGUGGCCUUCAGCGCUGUCGUUCAUGCCUGUGCAGUUCACGGUCUCUAUACCAUAACCUCCAUAUUCGGCCCGCAAGACUCAAGACGUAUCCUCCAACCCUUGAUCGACAACAUCUGGACGGCUGCCCGACCCAUGGAUCAACUACGCAACUUCAUGCAGCACUGGCGCCUCCGCAUUGGUCUUCCUCUCAUCACACCACUCCUCAUCCUCUCGCGCACCACUCUCGCCGACUCCAUCCUCCCCGUACUACCUAUCGUCUUCUUCGCCACCCAAGGCGACACCUCCGACACUCUCGACAUGAUUUCCUGGCCGCCGUCAGCAAGCAUGACUUUCGCAGUUCUUCCAUACAUUCGAUCAGCCUACAACACAUACCAUCAACGCGUCUGGGCUGAGCAUGAGAAGAAGUGGCUCAAAGAGAUCCAACCUAGAAGCGGUCAGCAGGACGCGGAUGCCAAUGCUCAACUCGCUCUUGAUGCAGAGAUGGAAGCUGCCGAGGAAGACAACAACUUCGAGAUCAGAAUCGAUGGCAACAUUUGGGAAGACUGGGCUGGUGCCGACGACGAUGAUGUUAUGCUGGAAAUACAAGAAGGCCAAGCUCAUCCUCUUAACGCUCCACCCUUGCCGGAUAAUGCUCCGCUGCCUCCUCCGAACCAAGGCCAAAAUAUACCACAACAACCACAACCGCCUCGACCCCAGCAAAACCCACCUCCGCCACCGCCACAAAACAGAGAAGAGCGCCUUCUCUCUUUCAGCACAAACUCGCUUGCGCAAACCAUCAUGUCUGCACUUCUCUUCCCUACGAUCGCAUCGGUAUCAGGCGAUCUACUCACCCACAUCCUACCACUUUCGUGGACAACGCUUCCAGCUUCGAAAUGGGGCAUGGGUAGAGGUAGAGCGACAGGUUUGCUACAAAACAAAUGGGGCAGAAGUGUAGUGGGAGGGUGUCUAUUUGUGGUCGUCAAAGAUGCUGUCAUGCUCUAUGUCAGAUGGAAGAUGGCGAGACAGCACCAGAGAAGACAUGUGGUUGAUUACGACAGGAAGAGUAAGAGGUAG